Messenger RNA from Knipowitschia caucasica, 2340 nucleotides. The record is from the annotation of a GenBank genome assembly. Lineage: Eukaryota; Metazoa; Chordata; Actinopteri; Gobiiformes; Gobiidae.
AUGGUGCCCCCUGAACAUGUCCAAAGUCAAGCAGCGUCUAAAGCAGCAGAGGUGCACCAGAAAUACGUGCCACUACCCCAGUUUUCUGCUCCAGUACCCACCAACCCGCAACAUGCAAUGGCAGCUCUACCUCCUGCACUGGAACAGUUACCUGCAGUAAGAGAAAUGGACAGGGUCGUGGCCGUAAAAGAGAUUUGGGAACGUAACUGCACCACUUUGGAAACCAGUCAGCGGGAAGCUUUAUGGCAAGUGCUACUGCAGUACAAAGACAUCUUUGCCCUUUCUGAAGAGGAGGUGGGUCUAACACACUUGGUGCAGCACGAAAUAGACACUGGAGAUGCGCACCCGAUCAAAACGCGCCCCCGCCGACUCCCUCUGGCGCAUCAAGCGGCUGCUGAUAGCGCAAUUGACGAAAUGCUCGCGGCUGGUAUUAUCGAGCCGUCAGAUAGUCCCUGGGCUUCGGGGGUUGUGCUGCAAGGUAUCGCGGAGGCCGGGCUGAAACUCCACCCCAACAAAUUGCUGCUUCAUGAGAAGGGAAUUGGAGUUUUUAGGGCACAAGGUUGGUGGAGAAGGCAUCAGCACUCUGGAGGAAAAGAGUGCGACCGGGCCUUUUGCACUUUGAAAAAGGCACUGACGGAGUCUCCCAUCUUAACCCCCCCAGAUACCAAUCUGCCAUUUGUCAUGGACACAGACGCCAGCGAUGCGGGGAUGGGUGCAGUGUUGAGCCAGGUGGGAUCACACGGGGAGAAAGUAGUGGCAUACUUUAGCAAAACUUUCAACAAGGCUGAGCGGCGUUAUUGCGUGACGCGGAGAGAGUUGCUUGCUAUUGUGAGAGCGAUAGGGCAUUUCCGGUACUAUCUCUGUGGCCUCCCCUUUACUGUGAGAACAGAUCACUCAGCACUCCAAUGGUUAAUGUCCUUUAAAGAACCAGAGGGGCAGAUUGCCCGCUGGUUGGAAGAACUUGCGCCAUAUAAUUUCAAAGUGGAGUACAGGGCUGGGAGUCGCCAUGCCAACGCGGAUGCCAUGUCCAGACGUCCAUGUGCUCUGGAUGGCUGCCGCUAUUGUGAAAAACGAGAGGCCAAGGAACAGGAGCUCUGUGUUGAGGAGCAGGCGGGUCCCUUGUGCAGCGGGGAAGGGCCAAUCUGUGAAGUGGCGGAGCUCCAUGAUCCACUGGAGUGGAGGGCUCAGCAGGAACUGGAUCCCGAUCUGCAACCUGUGCUGCAGUGGGUUGAAUCGGGACAGAGACCACAGUGGAGUGAGGUAGCUGGGUUUUCGCUGGCCACCAAAGGACUGUUUGAAAAGUUUACAACCCUCCGUAUAAAAGACAGAGUACUUCAAAGAGCGUGGAAAGAGCCAGCUACAGGGGAGGAAAGGUGGCAAACUGUAGUCCCCAGAGCACUCAGAGACCCAGUUCUGAAGGCUUGUCACGGAACUCCUGGGGCGGGACACUUUGGAGUCUCAAAAACUCUCAGACGGCUCAGGCAAGGGUUUUACUGGGGCCAGCUCAGGAGGGAUGUAGAGGACUUUUGUCGUCGUUGCGACCUGUGCGCUGCUUAUAAGGGCCCUCCAGGUCAAUCCCGUGCCGAGCUUCAGCAGUUGGCCGUGGGGGCCCCUAUGGAAAGAGUGGCUGUGGACAUAAUGGGUCCGUUUCCCCGGUCAGACCAGGGGAAUCGUUAUGUACUCGCUGCCAUGGACUAUUUCACUAAAUGGCCAGAGGCAUUUGCCAUCCCGGAUCAGGAAGCGGUGACGGUGGCAGACACCCUGGUGGAGGGAAUGUUUUCCAGGUUUGGGGCACCCGAAGUUAUCCACAGCGACCAGGGGAGAAACUUUGAGUCUUCGGUUCAGGAGUCCACAGCAUGCACACCUGCUCUUCUCAUGUUGGGGCGAGAGCUGCGGACACCCAGAGAAAUGUGCUUUGGCAGACCCCCACACACUCCUGCUGUCCCACCAGGACCGGAAUACGCUCGGAGGCUACAGGACCGGAUGGAGACAGCUCAUGCGUUUGCCCGUGACCAGCUGCAAAAGGCUGGGAUCCGGCAGAAAAGAAACUACGACAUGAGGGCCAAAGGAAAAGACUUUAACCCUGAGGACCUCGUGUGGGUGUUCAGCCCUAAGAGAAAAAAAGGGAGGUGCCCUAAGCUGGACUGUCACUGGGUGGGGCCCUGUAGGGUACUUGAGAAGCUUGGGGAGGUGGUGUAUAGGGUGCAGCUCCCACCUAGGGGUAGACGGGUGGCCCUUCACAGAGAUAGGCAAUGGCUCCAAGAUCUCCCCAGAGUCGAACAGGCCUUCGGAGACACCACGCUCCCAGGAAGUCCUUAUUUCGCUCACAUAUGUGCAUAG